ACGGUAUUUGAAAAUGUCAAUAAUGGCACCUGGUUUAUGUACAGAAACCAGAUCGAAAAAUAUUCGGCGUCGAAAUGAAUCGUCCUUCUAUUAGUUCUAUAUAUACAUAUAAUCUUCCUCAGCUCCUCGAAAGUCGAAACCUAUCAGACAACCUUCUUACAAACUUAGGAUUAUCAGAGCUGAUAAUUUAAUUAAUUACAAUGUCAAUCCCCCCGAAUUCUCCAUGGAGAGGUUGUGCUGCAAACUACCCACAACCUCUAGACCAAAAAGACGAACUAGCCGUUCAAUUUUUACAAGAAAGUAUCUACAAAUUCAACUGCUUAGACCCAAUCCCACCAAAGGCUCUUACAGAUAUCGAGUACCGUGACAGUACGGGUGAUGCAGACAUAAAACAACACGUAUUCCGGUGGGAUCGAGCUCAUUAUCACGAUAUAUUCCGAGAUGGUUUUCAGGCGAGGCGUCAACUUCACACCCCUGACAACAUCUUCCACAACUUGGAACAUUAUAUACAUGAAGGUGGCCGUCCACUUGGGAAUUCAAUGCACCCUGCUAAUUACGCCUUUGUUAGUACCACUCUUAGUAGUUCUUGGUUUCCUUCUGUAACUUUACAGCCUAAUGAAAAUCAAAGUGUUGUUGAAGCUUGGAGGUAUGAAAUGUAUGCACCAGGUGGAAUUUGGGUUGCGGAGACUCUUGGGGAUCGUUAUAAGUAUCCUACCCAAGAUGAGGUCUGUUUUGUUGCUGGUAUUGCGCCUCAGUAUAUCCGAUCUGCUCAACGUUUCAGGCUUAUCACUACCCGUGGCUCACAGUAUACCAGACGUGAAAGAGCAGAUGACAUGUUGAUCCUAAACGACAACUUCAAUCCACAAUCCCACCCAGAAAGACUGAUCAACAUUUUAAGGCCAGUAACUUAUUACCUUGAUGGAAACAAAAAACCAGCAAAUCUCAAGCUUGACUUCUACUUACCAGCUGAAGACACAGUUACCAACCCGCCCAAUCGAAGAAGACGACGAAGUAGCAGUGCCUCCGCCAAAGACUGGUACGCGAAUGAGACAACCACCUUACAAAGCUACAUUGAUGCAGCAUUCCGUUCUUCUCGCCAAAACGAAGCAUAUAUCUUCAUGAAAAAUGAGUAUAUCAUAUUCGACUACGCACCUACAGGAUCACCAUCAACAAGGGACAAGGUUGUUAAAGGACCUGCUCUUAUAAGCGAAGGGUUCCCAUCACUGAAGGAAACAUCAUUUGCAGAGUACGGAAUCGACUGUGCUUUCGGGUCUCACGAUGUGAAUGAGUCCUUCAUCUUCUCUGGAAAUCUGUGUGCACAUAUAAGCUUUGUAAAUGACAGGAUUAUUGCUGGUCCGAUGAAGAUCAGGAAAAUGUUCCCGUUUUUUAAAAAGACUGUGUUUGAGACCGGAGUAGAUGCAGCGUUUGAGUCAUCAACAACGAAAUAUGAAGCUUACCUCUUUAAAGGUGAUCAAUAUGUUGUUAUAAACUAUGGUGGUGGUGGUGGUGGUGGUGGUGGAUCGCCGCCGCGUCUUGUUACGGCCACCCGUUCAAUAACACAAGGGUUUGGUAGUCUGAGAAACACCGUUUUUGAAAGGGGAAUUGAUGCGGCAUUCGCUUCACAUCGUAACAAUGAGGCUUAUUUGUUCAAAGGAGACUCUUUUGCACUUAUUAAGUUUUCUCCUACUGCAGCCGCCGCCGCAAUGAAUGACAGCAUUGUUGGUGGUGUGAAGAAAAUUCUUCCUAACUGGCCGUCGUUGCAACCAGUAUUGCCGCGAAACAACCGUGGUGCCGACCUUCCUCCGGCCUAAGCUAGUCAUGAACCCGAUACACGUACGGAACUGCGCGCGAAAAUCAGUAUGGUUCGGUUUAGUUUGAAUAACAUGGAUCCGAAGAUGAAAUCGCUAACCACCUCCAGUAGAACGGUUAGUUUGAAUUUUUUUUUUUUUUUUUUUGUUUUGAUAAAAUGUAAGUCCUGAAAUUGUCACCUAGCUAUUGUUAAGAGGGUUAGUUUGAAUUAUCUUUUGUUAUGUAUGCUUUAAUUGUUUUCAAGCCAUGUAAGAAUUAAAUAAAAGUUUCAACUAAAUUUAAUGUAAUGCUUUUGAACCUCUUGCUCCGAGUGGUUCAAUUAUGGGUU
This is a messenger RNA of Spinacia oleracea (spinach), 2137 nucleotides long. RefSeq lists its product as uncharacterized. The record is from RefSeq and is a predicted model, not a curated record. The transcript is spliced from 3 exons. NCBI's taxonomy places the organism in Eukaryota, Viridiplantae, Streptophyta, Magnoliopsida, Caryophyllales, Amaranthaceae. Bases 201 to 1811 code for a protein of 536 amino acids.